AUGCUUCGACCACCGAAUUCACUGUCCGGUAUGCUCCAUCGAGUAGCCGUAUGGCUUGUGUUGGCCUUUUUAUGCAGUACCGUAAUAAGAUUUAUACUUAUGCUCGAUCUCAACAAACGGGUUUACAAUCACACUCCUGGACCAUGCCGAGUUGUUGAUGGCAUCAGUGAUGGCGCAGCCGGGCUCGAAAUUAUUUCCGAACUCGGUUUGGUUUUCAUCUCAACGGGACUCGCCGGUGCAUACGGUAACAUGACGUCACGAGCGGGUUUGGCAGUAUUCCAGCUCCAAAAGGAAAUGGCAAAGCACGAAGUGAAACCAAUAAAAAUUGAAGGCGAGAGAUUCAACCGGGUGAGCAAAUUGGAGGUACUCUUUCGUUAG
Molecule: messenger RNA, 378 nt
Organism: Haemonchus placei
Lineage: Eukaryota; Metazoa; Nematoda; Chromadorea; Rhabditida; Trichostrongylidae
Source: the annotation of a GenBank genome assembly